Coregonus sp. 'balchen' is the source of this 16525-nucleotide messenger RNA. Lineage: Eukaryota; Metazoa; Chordata; Actinopteri; Salmoniformes; Salmonidae. The record is from the annotation of a GenBank genome assembly.
AUGUUUGGGCAAACGCCCAUGAAUAGGGACGACGGGACUCCCUCUGAAUACAGAGUUGGUGGCUGGCUGCUGCUGCUACAAGGUAGUGCAAACACGUGUGGAACUGGUCAGCCACUCUCUGGUAACGUGAGCGUGCACACACACCCCUCACUAUAAUUACCCCCAACGGCCGCAAUUACCCACCCCCCAACUCACACACACCACUUUAUGUGAAAAACACACACACUUUCCCUGUCACAAGCACACUCAUACUCCGUCACCCACCGACUCGCUCUCUCUCCCAUUAUGAAAGAGUGUAUUGGAGGGGAGAGAAAAGCAACAAAGUUCCUUGAAGAGCCGGAGAGGUUACAGCAGCAACACCCAAUCCCAGCACCGUUCCCAUGGAGACAAGUGUGCUGGUACACAGUCAGGUCCAUAAUUAUUGGCACCCUUGAUAAAGAUGAGCAAAAAAGGCUGUAUAAAAUGCAUAAUACAAAUACUGAGCUAUAUUGUACGCUCAAAACAAUUGUUUUCAAUACUCAAGCACCCUCCCCUUGCGAAGAUAACGUCACUGAGCAUUUUUCUCAAAUGUUUUGUGAGAUUGGAGAACACGUUGGGAGGGAUCUUAGACCAUUCCUCCAUACAGAAUCGUUCCAGAUCCUUGAUAUCCAUUGUCUGAUCUCUUCAAGUCCGGAGACUGAGAUGGCCAUUGCAAAAUCUUGAUUUAGUGGUCAAUUAACCAUUUCUUUGUGGAUUUUGAUUAGUGCUUGAGGUUAUUGUCUUGCUGGAAGAUCCACUUGCAGCCAAGUGUCAGCCUCCUGGCAGAGGCAACCAGGUUUUUGGCUAAAUUGUCCUGGUACUUGGUAGAGUUCAUGAUGCCGUUGACCUUAACAAGGGCCCACAGGACUAGUGGAAGUAAAAUAGCCCCAUAACAUCAAAGAUCCAUCACCAUAUUUUACUGUUGGUAUUUGUUACUUUUCUGCAUAUGUUUCUAUUUUUCAAAGCCAAACCCACCGCUGGUGUGCAUGGCCAAAGAGCCUUGGUUGUCUGACCAUAGCACCAGUUCCAAUCCAAGUGCCAAUACCAUUUAUCAAACUCCAGAGCCCUAGACUACAAAUGUAUACUGAACAAAAAUAUAAACGCAACAUGUAAAGUGUUGGUCCCAUGUUUCAUGAGCUGAAAUAAAAGAUCCCAGAAAUGUUCCAUACGCACAAAAAGUUUAUUUCCCUCCAAAUUUGUGCACAAAUUUGUUUACAUCCCCAUUAGUGAGCAUUUCUCCUUUGCCAAGAUAAUCAAUUCACCUGAAAGGUGUGGCAUAUCAAGAAGCUGAUUAAAAAGCAUGAUCAUUACACAGGAGACAAUAAAAGGCCACUCUAAAAUGUGCAGUUUUAUCACACAACACAAUGCCACAGAUGUCUCAAGUUUUGAGGGAGCGUGCAAUUGGCAUGCUGACUGUAAGGAUGUCCACCAGAGCUGUUGCCAGAGAAUUUAAUGUUAAUUUCUCUACCAUAAGCCACCUCCAACGUUGUUUUAGAGAAUUUGGUAGUAUGUCCAACCGGCCUCACAACCGCAAACCACGUGUAACCACGCCAGCCCAGGACCUCCACAUCCAGCUUCUUCACCUGCGGGAUCGUCUGAGACCAGCCACCUGGACAGCUGAUGAAACUGAGCAAUAUUUAUUUCUCUAAUAAAGCCCUUUUGUGGGGAAAUACUCAUUUUGAUUGACUGGGCCUGGCUCCCCAGUGGGUGGGCCUAUGCCCAUUCAUGUGAAAUCCAUAGAUUAGGGCCUAAUGAAUUUAUUUCAAUUGACUGAUUUCCUUAUGUGAAUUGUAACUCAGUAAAAUUUUUGAAAUUGUUGCAUGUUGCGUUUUAUAUCUUGGUUCAGUAUAGUUUGAGGAGUUAGCGAGGCAACUUUGGUCAACUCUGAGUUUGGAUAAUUGGUACCACGAAAGUGGCUCACCUUUUAGCCAGGUACAUUUCUAUGGCAACAAAUCCUUCAGAUCUAACCUGCUCCGGGGCAGGCUAAUUCAUGGCUAACUGCAUUUAUCCUAAAUGAGUGUCUGACGCCGUGUGCACACCGGUUGCAUCAUUACAUUGCUGUAUGAUACAUUUGACGUAGUCUUUGCAAUCCAUGCGCCGCAUCACAACAAAAAUAAUCAUGCUACACAUGAGCAACUUUGGUGGUUUAUCUACUUACGUUCCUGAUACCGCAUGGCAAAGCAACGUACAACUUAGAGAAAUCCAACGAAUGUGACACACUGCACACAGUGCCACACACUGCAAUGUAGUUCGGCAGAUGAGUCACGGCAGUGCGGAUUGCCUCUCAUUGAAAUGAAUGGACUUCCGCCGGAACGCAUACUGUUUGACACAACCGGUGUACACGAGGCUUGAGCCGCAAGUUGAGUUUGUAUGACUUAAUACAAUACUUUUAUCAGUAAGAGUGGGAGAAAGGUGCUUCUGCAUCGAUAAGCACACCAAAGUAAUAAAAUAAAGACUGCACUUGUAAAUGUUCAUUUUACACGAUAGCCUGCUGACUGCUGAAUUUGCAAGAUAACUUUUCUUUCAUUCUGAUUUCAGCAUAAAUGAAAAUGUGGUACUGACUUGUCCACGCGCAGUUACAAGCCUGCUAGAGUUAGCGGCAGGCGGACAAGCAACAUCCACCAUCGGUUGAAGCCUGAGCUGGAAUGUGAAGCAAACUGAAGCUGGUUAGCUUUAGAAAACCCUGAGUAGAUCUAGCUUGCUUCGUAGUAUAAACCUCAGGCGGUGCUAUGGUCAGAUGACAUGAAAAUAGAGCUCUUUGGCCAUGCACACAAAGUGGUGGGUUUGGCAUCGGAAAAAACAGAAGCGUAUGCAGAAAAGUAUCUCAUACCAACGGUAAAAUAUGGUGGUGGAUCUUUGAUGUUAUGGGGCUAUUUUGCUUCCACUAGACGUGGGGCCCUUGUUAAAGACAUGCUCCUGAACUUUGGCAACUGCUAAGUAUUUUUUUUACCUCCCGCUUUGGGCUGGAUGUGUCAAUGUGUCGUUCAUAAUAAUACAAAUAAAAUGUAUGCACUCACUAACUGUAAGUCGCUCUGGAUAAGAGCGUCUGCUAAAUGACUAAAAUGUAAUAAUCUAUGAGCAGAAUUACUGUCUUACUGCAAUUAGCCACGAAAUCCCUAGUUUGAAAGCAACUGUUUUUCUGGAAGCUGUGUGUGCCAUUUUCCCUAAAUUUCCCCCACAUGUGCCAGCCCCCUAGCAAUUCGAGUUCGGGCGGCUGGUAGCUUAGUGGGUAAGAGCGUUGUGCCAGUAACCGAAAGGUCGCUGGUUCUAAUCCCAGAGCCGACUAGGUGAAAAAUCUGUCGAUGUGCCCUUGAGCAAGGCACUUAACCCUAAUUGCUCCUGUAAGUCGCUCUGGAUAAGAGCGUCUGCUAAAUGUCAAAAAAUGAAAAAUGAAAAAACAAUAACCCAAAAUCCACAAAGAAAUGGUUGACUGACCACAAAAAAGAUUUUGCAAUGGCCAUCAGUCUCCAGACUUGAACCCCAUUGAAAACCCGUGGUUUGAAUUGAAGAGGGAAGUCCAUAAGCGCAGAGGAAGGAUAUCAAGGAUCUGGAAAGAUUCUAAAUGGAGGAAUGGUCUAAGAUCCCUCCUAAUGUGUUCUCCAAUCUCAGAAAACAUUUGAGAAAAAGGCUCAGUGUCGUUAUCCUUGCAAGGGUAGGGUCCUGGAGGACUGAAAACAGGGUUGCCAAUAAUUGAACAAUAAUUACUAGUUAAAGAAAAUGUAUUUUUCUGAGCAAUUCUAUUAGUAUAAAAUAAUCUAAGUUUCCCAAAAAUUGGAGCAUGCAAUAAAGCUCUCGCUCUCUCUCUAUUUCUGUGUGACUUUGUCGAACCAGGGACGUAUUCACAAAUGCACACCGUAGCAAAACGUUUUGCAACGGAAAUGAGUUUAUUGUUGGACAAGUUGAGGUAGCCCCUCCUCGCUUCCUUUUCUUCCGUUUGGUUUCUAGUGAAUGUUUCGAAGACGUUCUGACAACGACAAGGGAAGAUGUUAUCAUUUUGAAAUAAACAAACACGGCAAGGCCACGCAUAUGUAUUUUGACUGUCAGUCAACCAAUCAAUCAUACAGCAGAGCAGGGUGGAGUUGGCCUUAGGGUCACACACACUCACGCAGUGAACCUCAAACACACACCUGACUUUUUCGUCAUCGUUCAUCCCCAUAAACUUGAACCCUUUUAACAGAGGCAAUAAAAACAGAGACAUCAUGUCCCUGUCAUACUCUCUCUCUCUCUCUCUCUCUCUCUCUCUCUCUCUCUCUCUCUCUUUGAUUUCUGCUCCCCUCUUUCCGACAACUUCACUUCCAUCGGCCAUCCAACUAUUGUCUGUAGUCUCUCUCUCUUUCUCCCCCCUCUCUUUCUUUCUCUCUCUCUAUCCUAGUGCCCAGGUUUUUUUUGUUGUUGUUGGCAUCGCUCCUGUUUGUUUUCAGCCAUUUUGGGGACUGGCAGUGCUCGUAACAAACUGCUUAAAUGGCGUCCUCUGCCUUUCUCUCUCUCUCUCUCUCUCCCUCCCUAUCUCGCCGGGCUUUGUGUAUGUAAAGUAGUGUGCGUGUGGUUGGAGAACAACACUUCCAAAUAAAAAGAGGAUUGGAUUCGGGGGGGGGGGGGGGGGGCCUGAGGCUGGGGCGGGGAGAAUAGAACGGGGUGAAGAAAUUCACUUGCUAAAAUACUGAGAAUCAUGUGCAAAACUGAAGUGAGAGAGAGAGUGGAGCAGGCGAGGGGAAGAGAGCGAGAGAGAGAGACCGAGUGAGACAGAGUGUGAGAGUCGCUCCUACCCUCUGUCUUUACACACUGCUGCCUGUGUGUGCGCGUCGUCUCUCCCUGCCUGCACUCUCUCACACACACACACUCACGCAGACGCACGCUCACACAGACCGAGGGAGAGAGCGGAUAGAGCGAGCAAGAGAGAGAGGAGGGAGAACACAUCGCAGCAAGAUGCAGCAGGAGGUUUUCCGAGGUACGUUGUCUUGUUGUGUGCUUGCCUAGCAGUGAAAGGGAGGCUGAUAUCUUUAUUUUUCGUCUGCUUGUUUUUCUCAGUCGCGCCAUCGCCUGGUUGUUUUGUAUGUCAGUGUGUGUAAGUGUUGGUGUCUGUGUACUACGUGUGUGUACUGUGUGUGUAUACUGUGUGUGUACUGUGUGUGUGUGUGGGGCCGAUAAGAGGCCUUGUCUCCCUCAUCCUCCCCGGUCUCGCUGGUGCACCACGCAGUUCUUUUUCAGGAGCGAUGACUCGUUCAGAGAUUGUGAUGAAACUUCAAAAAUCUCUGUGUCUUCUGCAUCUGCAUGAAACACUCCAGAUCGGGGGUCUAGCUAGCGUGUGUCAGAGCUAGGCGGUAGACGUGGGCAUGACAUGGGCUUUGUAUUUUAGGGAAACCUUUUUUCACUGUGACUGGUCAGCCAAUCUUUCUCCAUCAACUGAACUCCCAAAACGACACAAGGAGUUGGUGAGAAACUGGCACAUACACGUCCCUGAUAGCGGAUCUAGCGCCGAGGUUAAGCUAUUCUCGUCUCUCCUGUCUGUUCUUUGGUGUGUCAUCAAAAUAUCCUCCUCCUAGUGCCAGGUUGUUAUUUUGGAAGCAGAAGGAGGUUCUUGCUAAGCCUUGGAGGGCAUUUUGACGUCACAGCCCCAUUGUUGUUUUCCUUACCAACCCUGCUUCCUUACCAGUCCCUCUGCCAAAUAUGUCCACAUUCCUGGUCACCAUGGCCACCAAGCCUCUGCCUUCACUGUAUGGGAAAUAUGACCCACAGGGCUUUAGGGGUCAGAGGUCAGGAGUUAUAGGGAGCCUCGUUGCUUAGCGCCAGUGGCAGUAGAUUAAUUUCCAGCUAAGGGUUUUCUGUUUGACUUGUUGUUUGUUUACUGUCUAGACUAUGUCAAUGGCAUCCAGUGGAAGACUUGAAAACCCUGGCAAUGUUGGUUUUGCGUACAAUUUCCACUUAAGCCAUUCCAAUUGUCCAAUUCUGAAAUUGAGAUUUCAGCAUUCAACGUUUCGCAUAAAUCUCUUGUUGAUAUGAAUGAUUUACGCAAAAGUAUGAUUUGGCCAGAAGUUUGAGUUAUGAUUUGGCCAGAAGUUUGAGUUAUGAUUUGGCCAGAAGUUUGAGCGUCUAUAAAGUCAGGAUUUGGCCCUUUGCUGGGUGAUGCCCUCUAGUUGUACAGUUGAGAUUUUUUUAUUUUAUUUUUAUUUUACCUUUAUUUAACUAGGCAAGUCAGUUAAGAACAAAUUCUUAUUUACAAUGACGGCCUACACCGGCCAAACCCGGACGACGCUGGGCCAAUUGUGCGCCGCCCUAUGGGACUCCCAAUCACGGCCGGUUGUGAUACAACCUGGAAUCGAACCAAGGGGUCUGUAGUGACGCCUCAAGCACUGAGAUGCAGUGCCUUAGACCGCUGCGCCACUCGGGAGAAAUUAAGAGAGCAGAAGACAAAAUUCCGUUGUUCGCUGUAACUAUGGACAAUAAAGUUGUAUUGUUUUACGCUGCACACACCUAACAGACCUGCACUGUAUCUUCAGAAGGACAGUGUGCAAAACUGAAAAUGGUUUUGGGAAAAUUACCCCAAAAAGGUCAGUGGUGUAGUGUUUCCACUCUCUCUCGUCUCAAGGUACUUUUUUGGGUCGUCCCGUCCUCCCUAAUGCUCCCAUGAUUCUAUUACAGGGGUCAGAAUUCUGGUAAUUAUGUGCCGUGUUCAGAGCUAACGGACCAUGGAGUGUGGCAUUUUAACAUGGGGCAGGCUCGCUGGUGCGUGGAGUGGCAUGCCAAAUUGUAGCGAUACCAUAGGUCACACUGAGGGAGGGGUGGGGGGAGAGGGCCAUGUUGACACGCUGAGCAGGAUCUGAAAGACAAGGAAACCAUGAAAUAUGGACAAGGAAGAGAUGUGUUUGAAGUUACACUACCCACCCCUCCUCUCUCCACCCACCACUCCUCUGAACCACUCCCCGACCCAUACCAACCUCCAUUCCUCCCCUCCUCUUCUCCUCCUCCUCCCUCUGCCCCAUCUGGCUGGCUCCUCCGUUUUUUCUGGGCCGGGGGGUUGUGGAGAGUUCAGUGUCUCUCCCUCUCUCUGUCUCCAACGACAGCCCCCUUUUCACGGCCCAACUGGUGCCCCCUUCGCUGGCCGUUCCACACUGGGGAGAGCCCAACCAACACCUUCCUAUUUCCACAACCCCUCUCCACUCGCUCACAGUGCGGAACGGGUAAACCCCCCUCCCCCCCACACACUCCAAUCCGGCCCCCCACAUUUCCCCCUCGAGUGCUGGCUGAAACCCACCCACCAGUCUCUUGCAGUAACUAGUCUAUGGCUGGGCUGUACAUAUAAAGGAGAUCAGAGCCAUUGCAUACUAACUGAUUAGGACUUGAGGUACUUUUAAUAGUAGCAUGGUCACUGUGACCCGAGUGUAGCAUUAAUGUUUUUCUUCUCUCACAAAUUUCCUCUUGCUGACAUUGUGAUUCUGCCUAGUGUUCUUCUACGUAGCUUAGUGAGUCAUUUGUGUCACACGAACCGUACCUGCACUUGCUGUUCUGUUUUUUAGUGUUUUUGUUUUUUUCAGCACCGUGGGUGCAAAUAGAUGUACAAUCCUUCAGCGGACAUGUUUGUUUGUGCAGAACACUGUGCUUCAGAAGGGCACUUUAUUUUGAGGGGGCGAGGCUGGGUCCUUGGCACUCUGAGGGUCAGACGCUUGCUUGCGUGUGUGUGAGGGGGGAGGGUGUGGGUGCAUGCGCGUGAGUGGUGCGUGAUUGUGUGUGUAAAGCCGCCCCCCCCCCACCCCCCACCCCACCGCACCGCACCGUCACGCUUGGCCAGUCCGUUGUUCAGGGCCUGUUUGUGGAGAGGCAGUUGUGUGCGUCACAGCAAGAUGAAGAGAGAGAGGGGGCGGCAGAUGCAUUUUCCUGUUUGCAGCGCAAACACCAGAUGAAAUCGUGACAUUUUUUUGCCCUCACGCUGUCUCACGUUGUGUCCGCCUACGAGUAACUGGCGUCUAAAUUACAUUUUUUUGUCAUUUAGCAGACACUCUCAUCCGGAGCAACUUGCAGUAGUGAGUGCAUAAAUUUUUUGUACUUGUCCUCCAUGGGAAUCGAACCCACAACCCUGGUUUUGCAAGCACAAUGCUCUACCAACUGAGCCACAGGGGACUAAUAUCACAGUAAACAUCCACGUAAUUCUCAAGAAGACACAUCUACUUUAAAGGGAUACUUGGCUAUUUUGGCAAUGAGGCCCUUUAUCUACUUCCCCAGAGUCAGGUGAACUUGUGGAUACCAUUUUGAUGUCUCUGUGUCCAUUAUGAAGGACGUUAAGCCCUAUUUGGACGGGAUAAGUUUUACUGGGGGAGCUCAGCUAAUGUAAACAUGUGCACAAGCACAAAUCACUUGGCAUUAAUUUAUUAUUCCAGCCCUAAAAACCUACUGUUUUUCGGCAAACUCCCAGGUCCUCUGAUAAUACUUAUCCCCUGCGAAUCGUCAUCCCUGUGUUUUGAGGGACAUUACAGAGUUUAACAGGUGCUGCACCCAGUUUGGAUAAGAACAUGGUAACAAAUUGAUGCUUAAAACAAAGUGCUAUGCACGUAGCAUACAGAUGAAUUAACUGUUUUGUUACGUAUCAACUUUCCUAGUGCAAUACUUCUCUUUUUAAAAGAUGAAGUGGACGAUAUUGUGCCAAUUAAUUGAUAAAUUGCCAAAUACGUCAGGUAAUUAAAUGUCUGCAUAGCUUACAGUUCAUGGUUCUUAUUGAUAUGCAUUAUUAUUUUGACUUUCUCUGAACUGAAGGUCAUUAGGCCAAUAUUAGGUUAUCCCUAGACGUUUGAAAUAUCUUCACGCCUAGAAGAGCCUCCAGGCUUCCGUCAUAAUGGUCCAUUUUGAAUGAGAAAAAAAAAGAAUUACAGGGGCAGUUUGGUCAAACUAAUCCCGUCCGAAUCGUCCACUGGAAAAACUGACAUGCUGGGGUAAUAAUUACAUAACCGACGUUCUAUAGUAAUACUAGUCCCGUGCGAAUAGGGCUAUAGAGGUAGGUUGCCAAAAUCCCAAUGUAUCCCUUUAACUAUGUACACACUUCCUGAUAAUCUGCAUAGUCACUGUGUUUGCCUGUAUAUCUGGGUAAAUAAAGAGCAAUUGGGUCUAGCGGUGUAGUUGUGCGACUUUACUGUAAUAAUAAUAAAUAUGCCAUUUAGCAGACGCUUUUAUCCAAAGCGACUUACAGUCAUGUGUGCAUACAUUUUUACGUAUGGGUGGUCCCGGGGAUCGAACCCACUACCCUGGCGUUACAAGCGCCAUGCUCUACCAAUAGAGCUACAGAGGACUGUGUGUUUCGUUGUGUAUCAUUUUACCCUAUUUCACUGUGUAGGUGGCAUGUCCCUUUCCCUCUUUAUGUCCACUUUCUUCAAAGCUCCUCUUAUUCUGUUCUGUAAUUCAGUUCAUUCCACCUAUACAGACGCUCUGCUCCCCUGCUUCACCCCGUUGUUUUGCAUAUAGUUUUACAAGCAAGGCCAUCCAUGACAUCAGUAGUUUGUUUUUGUGGCCGUGGGUGCUUGCCAGUGCCUGUAUAUAUGACUGCAUGCAUUUAUGCCCAUGGGGGUGUGUUUGUGUCUGUCUGCCUGUGCUCUGUCUGCCUUUCUGUCAGCCUGUGUUCCUGUUUCCAGCCUGGCCCUCUCUCUCGCUCUCUCUCUCUCUCUCUCUCUCUCUCUCCUCUCCUCUCCCUCUCCCUCUCCCUCUCUCUCUCUCUCUCUCUCUCUCUCUCUCUCUUCCCUCUGCAAUAACAGUGCUGACCUAGUUUCUGCCUGUUCAGGGCUGCCUGUGGAAUUUUACAGAGGCCUUGCUGCUCGACAACACAAGCAGAAAAGCAUGACUGUGGAUUUUUCUUUUUGUCGCAUCAUUAAGGCUUCAACAUCCAUCUCCCCCUAUCUGCAGACCCCACAGAACGGCCUGUGCUAAAUAAGUAAUUACAAUAAAAUUGCCUAUUGCAGGCGAAUCUGCGAGCUUGCGUGUAUGAAUAGAUAGCAGGCGAGUGGAUCUGCCGCAAUCGCUGCUCGAAUUAGAAUGGAAAUGGGAAGCGCCCCGUCGAUCUUCGCUCAUCCUCUCGAGCUUAGCUGCGACAGAACCGGAUGCAGCGGGCGGAAAAACACCCCUCCUCCACAAUCCUCCCCUACCCUGCCUCCCUGCCUCCCUCCCUGGCUUCCACUUUCCUUCCCUCCCUCUCUGCCUCCCUCCCUUCACAAAUAAUGGUUAGAUUCAUGGCCGGCAGAUUCUGACCACUACCAGGAAUGGGGCAGCAGGCUGUGAUGAGAAUCACCCCCCUUUUCCCCCACCAUGUCUGUUUAAACGGGACCUAUUUGUUUUAAGUCCGCAGGGCUAUGGGAUGCAAGUCAACACUCUAUUCUGGGGGAAUCUUGAUUAAAUCUUGAUUAAAUCUGAACGCCUUCCAAUUAGGCGACAUGAAUGUUGUGACACAGCCUAGAUGGAUCGCUGGAAUUUCUUUCCAGUCUCUGCGUGCUGAAAUCUAAACCAGCACUGCCACAUAUUCCUUCCUCUUGCUCUCUUUCCCUCCUCUCGCCAUUCCUUUUUGGAUUUUAACAUCAGUUGACGUUUGUUGCGCUCUGAAGCAUCUUUAAACAUUUUCUUAGCAUCAUUUCCUUAGCAUAAUUUCCUUAGCAUCAUGAAGGAUUCUUUUUUGGAUAGGAAAGGGUCUAGUUUUUCUGGUAUUAUACAUUCAAAUUUAGCACUUAUCCACAGCGACUUACAAAACACGCAUGCAAGGAUCCAUUCAAGCUGUAACACUCAUCUCUUCUUGUCGUUUCUCAGGUUUUGGGGGCCGGUCAUGGUGUCCUGGCUGGAGGUGUCGGACCCCCUCCACGCAGGCCUCUUCCUGCCGCGCCUGAACAAGCAGCGCCUGCCCGCCGGGCCUGCCCUCUUCUGUGACGUCAACCUCAUCGCCACCAGCAACGCCAAGUUCGCUGCCUGCAGCCAGUACUUCCGCCAGCUGCUGCUGUCGACGUCUUCCCUACUGCCUACGACUCCUGUAUUAGACUGACGCCAUCCGCCAUCCGCCAUCUACCCCCUCUUCCGGGCUCAUCCAGGGGGCUGAGCUGGACCUGGAGCUGCCUAACCUCCUGUCCAGUGUGCUAUCCAACCUGCUCGACUUCAUCUACUCCUCCCGCGUCGCCCGCUAGGGCUCCAAGGGGACCAGGCGUCUGUCGGAGGCGGGCCUCAGCCUCGGGGUGCCCAUCUUGACCCACCUGGUUGAGGAAGAAGAGGAGGAGGAACCAGGGCAGAUGAAGGGUAAAAGCAGGCAGGGCCGAGGAGGGGAGGCCAUGAUGGAGGGGCUGAUGAAUGACGAGGCAGACGGCCCCGAGAACGCUAAGAUCACCCUCAGCUUCCCCCUCAGCGCUGCCCUGCCCGCUGCCCUCACCGUUCACAACCACCGCUCCUCCUCAGCCACAUCCUACCCCUGCCGCCGACACCCCUCCUCAGCCACCAAGGGGUCCAACGAGGGGUCAGCGUGGAAACUGGAUGCCACCACCACGGACAAACGGCCGCCCUUUAAGCCCCCCCAGCGGGACAGCUCCCCGUCCUCUUCCUCCGCCUCCUCUUCCCCUUCCUCUCCCAUGGAUCUUACCGAAAAGGACAUCAAAUCUCCCCCGCCUCUUUUCAAAGCAGGUCUGGACUCCCAGUUCCACAGGUUCCCCCCCAGGUCCUCCAAUGGGCCUAUAGGGUGUUACCCAGGGGAGGGUCACAGACUGACCAAUGGCACGGCCUCACCCUCAAAGACUGCACAGAUCCUGUUCAACCUGAGCACUGUGGCUUAUCGGGGCCAGGGGGGGCGGGGCACAGAAAGAAAGGAGAAAACAGGAAAAAAAGGAGGGAGGGUGGGCAGCCCCCAAGUUGGAACAAACCUACACCCGCCCACCCUCCACCUUUCUCCACCCUCUUCCUCACCCCUCGUCCUCUUUCACUCUUCCUCCUCACUCCUCCUCCACCCUCCCAGAUGGCCCCAAGCCGGAACUGAUAUGUGGGGUGUGCCACCGCCUCUUCAGCUCCGCCUCGUCUCUCACGGCCCACAUGCGGCUGCACCGUGGCGGCCGGGCCCUCAGCUGUCAGCACUGUGGCAAAGCCUUCAUCCAUAACAAAAGACUGCAGUCCCACGAGGCCUCCUGCACGCACUUUCUGAGCCCAGCCCUCCCAUCUAACAUCCCCCUUCUCCCCAUCCUUCCGAAAGAGGAGCCCCUGGAGGAGGGGGAGGUUAGGGUGGAGGGAGGACAGAUUCUGGGGGCAAGUGAGGAGGAUAUGAAGCCUGGCAAAGGGAAAAAAGGGCGAGGUCUCCUGGUUCGGCACGAAGGCGACGUGUCAGAGCUGGUGGGGGACGAGGACCACUUCGUCAAGGUGGUGGACGGCCAUGUCAUCUACUUCUGCUCGGUGUGCGAGCGCUCCUACAUGACCCUGUCCAGCCUCAAGCGUCACUCCAACGUGCACUCAUGGCGCCGCAAGUACCCCUGCCACUUCUGCGACAAGGUGUUCGCCCUGGCUGAGUACCGCACCAAGCAUGAGGUGUGGCACACGGGCGAGCGCCGCUACCAAUGCAUCUUCUGCUGGGAGGCCUUCGCCACCUACUACAACCUGAAGACCCACCAGAAGGCUUUCCAUGGCAUCAGCCCGGACCUCAUUUCCAGCGAAAAGACAGCCAAUGGUGGUUACAAGCAGAAGGUCAACGCCCUCAAGUUCUACCGCCUGCUCCCCAUGCGUUCCCAGAAGAGGCCCUACAAGACCUACAGCGACUCCCUGGCCAACGGCCUGCUGCUGCCCCCGUCUGACCUCUCUGCCGUCCCCCUGCCUCAGCCCCUGGACUGCAGCCUGCCUGACUCCCUGGACCCCAGUGGCCUUCACAGCCUCAUCAGUUGCUCUCUACCCAAGGGUGUGAAGCCUGACCCUGACGAGAUCCCUGCCGGCUUCCCCCUCACAGUGGGCCUUGAGCAGGGAGAGAUCCCCACACUGCCCCCCUCUCUAACAGGCAUGGCCUUAGGGAGAGUAGCUGACAGAGAGGCAGAGUCAGAGCAUGUAGGUAGCUGUGGCAGCAGCUCCAAGGCAUCCGUUCGUAACAAAGUCAAAACUCCCAAGGUCAGCGGUAGCCCAGAGUUGGGUUUGUCCUCUGUCAUUACAUACGGCCACUCAAAGCCUUCCGUCAUAGUGCACGGCACAGCGGCGUCAUCCGUCAUUGUCCAUAGCAACCAGGUCACCUCUGGGGCCGGGAAAAGCCCCCUGAGCAGCCCCUCCCCUGAAGCUAGCAACAGCCAGACACUCCCCAAGGUCAGUGCAAAGCCUGUUAAAAUUCACAGGGAAAGUACGGAGAGCCAUAGGAAGAGAGCUAAAUUAGUGGACAGUUCAGGCGCCACAGAGGAGUCGGAGAGGAGAUCAGAAACAGGUAGGUCCCAUCAUAAGUCCCGCAAGGGGCACAGCAAGAGUGACAGCUCCUCAGCCAAACAGUCGUCCACAGGGACAGAGGGCAAAGGGGCUGGGCCGCUGUGCCAGAUCACGGUGCGGAUAGGCGAGGAGGCCAUGGUCAAACGCAGCAUCUCCGAAACUGACCUCAAGAGGGACAGGAGCCCCGCUCCUUCCAGAACCAAAAGGACGGAAUCCUCCCCACAGGACGCCAAGGAACCUCGCCACUCCCACCACCACCAUCAUCACCACAAACACCGCUCCCAUCGCAGCUCUAGCAUCGAAGCUGAGGGGGAGAGAGGAGGAGAUGGGGAGAGAGAAAAUGGAGAGGGGGACAGCCGGAAGAAAAGCCCCAAAGCCCCGGGCAAGGUCAGAGAGUACUACUUCCGCCAGGAGGUGCGCAAGCAGUGGGAGAGUGAGGACGAUGAGGACAACCUCUGGAGGCCCUACUACUCAUACAAGCCCAAGAGGAAGGCCCCUCAUGCCCACAAAGCAAAGAACUGGCAACGCAAACUCCGCUACAAACGCUCCCUCCGGCUGAUGAGGAGGGCAGAGAGACUCAUGGACCAUGUGAACAAGGAGGCGGAGGACCAAGAGGAGGAGGAUGGAAAGAUGGAUGAGGUGGAGCAGGGUGAGGGGGAGGUGAAAGAUCACAUGGAGGAGGGAGAGGUACCUGAAUCCCUCAGUACUUCCUCUAUACCUUCAAAAGAGAAGGACAAAGAGGGGGAGGAAGAAAUCGGGGAAGCCCACCUUAAGCCCACUGAUCCUCCCCUGGUCUCUCCCCAGCCCCCAUUGUCUACCUCAGUCUCCCCUAUGGACACAAAACGCCGGUCCCUGGUCCGAUGGGAGUGCGUCGGAGUGCGAUACAUGCGGCCGCUGGUUCUCCAGUUCCAGGAAGCGGGAUAAACACGAGCUUUGCCACUUGCUAGAGUUUGUGUGCCUCCUCUGUAGGGCCCCCUUCCCUUCCAGAGACCAGCUAGAGGACCACCAGAGAGCCCAACACCCCAAAGCCCCCGACCCCUCGUCUGUGCCAUCCCGAGCAGGGUCUCAGUCACGAGAUGAGGGCAUGGAGACGGAGAUUGAGUUAACAGAGGUAGACAGGGCAAGAGAGAGGCUUAUACUAGGGAAGGGAAGUCCAAGUCGCCUAAGCAGGAGGUCGUUGGCGAGACACACCUGUCCGCAGUGCCAUAAGGUGUGCAAGACAUCCUCAGCGCUAAACCGCCACAUUAGGCGCCACGAGUUAAGCAGCUCCCCGGAAAGAGAAAGGGAGGAGACGCAGACAGAGCCAAAAGCAGCAGCAGAGACAACAGUUAGCACUGUUAGCAAAGACGUAGAUACCACGAGUGACCAUGUUCCCGGUGUUCAGUCUGUCCCAGUUAUCAGCUACCCUAUCCCAGAGCCACAGCAUAGUAGCGAGGGCAUAGAGCCGCUGCAGUGCGCGAGCCAGCCUAGCGAAGUGAAAGCAAAGCACCAAACUCCAACACUGUGCAGCGACCCUGAACACAAAGAACUUAAUGAACUCACAACUCCCAUUCCUGACAGAGAGCCCAGUCCACAGAUUAUUCAGCCCCCUCCAGAGAUCCCCAUGGCCGCUAUCCCCACAGCCGACCGGCCCACACCAUCUCCCUCCUUCUGUUGCUCCUCGGCCCUCCAGGGCGUGCUGGUCAUGAGCAGCGGAGCUGAAUGUUUGGACUACCGGACCCCCAGGAAGAGGAGUCUGGAGGGGCAGGACCACAGGAGGACCAGCCCUGCACCUGUCACAGGAACACCCACCGCUUCUCCAAAUAUGCCCCCGACCUUGCAGAUGAGAAUCAGCCAUACUGCUGCUCCUCCGUCCGUUGCCAUGACAACAGUGCCCCUCCAAGGGGUCUGUGGCGUGAAACAGGAGAGGGAUAUUGUUGGAAAAGGACUGAGGCAGGGAUGUGGGAUGGGCCUCCUCCAUCAUGCUGGUUUUAAGGACUCACCAGUGGCCCAAGAUCUCAGGGUCCCGCCCUUGUCCAGGAGCCCCAGUCCCAACCAAGCACAAGACCUGACCAUGUCCUCGAUUCUAGCCAGGGAGAGGGAGGUGGAGAGGGAAAGGCAGAGAGAAUGGGAGAGGGAGAUGAAGAGAGAGCUGGAAAGGGAACAGGAUAUGGAGAGAGAGUUGGAAAGGGGGAGGCAGAGGGAAAGGGAUAUGGACAGAGAGCUGGGAAGGAGGAAGCAGAGGGAGAGGGAGAUGGACAGAGAGCUGGGAAGGGAGAGGCAGAGAGAAAGGGUGAUGGAGAGGGCUCAGCAGUCUAGGGGAGCAUCACUACACGAGCAGCCCAGAGACAUGGAGGGGACCCUCCUGGUACCCAAAGAGGAGCCAAUUAGUCCCGCACCGUCCCCGAUACACACACCCAUUCAAACUACUAUUAACAGCCCACCCUUGCAGAGGCGGCCCUCCAAGUCCCCUCGCCGCUCCCCCACUGCCAUGGACCUGCUGAUGCAGGCCAACCGACAGGCUGCCCAGUCCCUGCAUGGCACACAGGGCCUUGAGAGGUUUCAGUUGCCCACUGGGUCGGUUAGUUGCAGCGACCGCCCCUCGGCCCAUGCCCUGCUGCUCCCCCGGGCCCCCCCGCCAUCUGAGGAAGAGGCCCUGGACCACUCCCCAGCGCCAUCCAGAGACCCUCAUAGAGGGGAGGUCACCACCAGGGGAUACCCUAUGCAGGACUACCCCCUGCCCCUCAUCGUCCAGGGCGGCUACCGCUCUGGCAAGAAGCAGGAGGACAACCUGCUCAUGUCCUACCCGACGGGGCCUCUCGCCUUCGGGCCGCUGGGGAAGAUGGUGCCUACCGGGGAUCUUGCCAAACUGCCGUUCUACCCCGACCCCUACCACCUGCUCUACGGGCCGCAGCUGCUGGCCUACCCCUACAACCUGGCCACCUUGCCCAUGGCUCUAAACAUGAUGGCCCCCGGGGGGGACAAGGUGGAGCCGCUGCCCUUCCUUCCCGCCCUCUUCAACUACGCUGCUGCAGCUGGUCCCUACGCUGGCAUGGCACCACACCACCUAGUGGGCAACCCCAGCCUCUACAACAGCAGCGGCGGCAGCAGCAAGAAACAGCGGGACAACAGCAACGGAAAG